UCCCCAUCGGGCCGACCUCGGGCGCGGGCCCCGGGGCCCUGCUGCGCGCGAUGGGCCCCCCAGCCCAGCCCUGAGCCUCCCGUCUAGGUCCCUUGCAGCAGUCUCCACCAACUUCUACCUGGGAAGUCCACUCUGCCCCUUUUUCUUGGCCCAGGGACACCUCGGCAACCCUGACACCGAAGACCCUCCGGAGUGCCCAGAAAGGUCCCCCGGGGUGGCCAGUGCCUCCCGGGCUCUUUCUGGAUGGAGGCGCCUCCGGAAGGAGCCGGCUGAACGCCCAGCCUUGGCCUUCACCUAGCUGUCUCUGCUGACCACACCUCCCCCAGCGCAGAGGCUGCCACAGGCGGGAAAUGCUGUACCAGCACAGCCUGCUCCCGGGGAUCCUGGUGUGACCUCCAGGAUGGAGCUGGGCCCGGCCACAGAGACCUUCGUGUUGGAGCUUCGAUGUCUUGAGGAUGGAGGCCCAGGACCUGACACGCUCUCGGGUGGCAGCGGUGGGAGUGAGAGCCAGGAGGAGGAAGAGGCUCCUGAGGGGAGUAGCAGCCCACAGCCACCAGCGGUCACAGCUCCAGCGGGGGUCAGUAACAUCACUGAAGAAACCCAGCCGCGACAGCGGGACUUACAACCGUCUCAGUCAGAGCAGCAGCCAGAGGUGCAACCACAGCCUCAGCUCGAGCAGUCACAGCAGUCGCAGCCACAGGAGCAGCUGCUGGGACCUCAGCCAGGAUUGCAGCAGCAGCAGGGUGAGCCACAGCACUUUUCUCAGCCACAGCAAGAGCUACAGGACAACCUCCCAUGCAUACAGCACCAGGAACCGACACCUCAAGGGCAGCUCGUGCAACAGAAGAGACAAGGACAGGGACAGCAAGGGCAAGAGCGGCAGCAGGAACAGAUACAACGGCCGGGACAGGAGCAACAACUCGUGCAGCAGCAGCAGCAGCAGCAGCAAGGGCAACAGACAUUACGGCAGCACGACCAGUUACAGCAGCAGCAAGUGCCAGGACAGCUGGUGCAACCACAGCAAGUGCAAGGCCAGCUAGUGCAACCGCAGCAAGUGCAAGGCCAGCUAGUGCAACCGCAGCAAGUGCAAGGCCAGCUAGUGCAACCGCAGCAAGUGCAAGGCCAGCUAGUGCAACCGCAGCAAGUGCAAGGCCAGCUGGUGCAACCGCAGCAAGUGCCAGGACAGCUGGUGCAACCGCAGCAAGUUCAAGGCCAGCUGGUGCAACCGCAGCAAGUGCCAGGACAGCUAGUGCAACCGCAGCAAGUGCAAGGCCAGCUGGUGCAACCGCAGCAAGUGCAAGGCCAGCUGGUGCAACCGCAGCAAGUGCAAGGCCAGCUGGUGCAACCGCAGCAAGUGCCAGGACAGCUAGUGCAACCGCAGCAAGUGCAAGGCCAGCUGGUGCAACAGCAGCAAGUGCCAGGACAGCUAGUGCAACCGCAGCAAGUGCCAGGACAGCUGGUGCAACCGCAGCAAGUGCAAGGCCAGCUGGUGCAACCGCAGCAAGUGCCAGGACAGCUGGUGCAACCGCAGCAAGUGCCAGGACAGCUGGUGCAACCGCAGCAAGUGCAAGGCCAGCUGGUGCAACAGCAUCCGCAAGUGCAAGGCCAGCUGUUGCUGCAGCAACAAGUGCAAGUAGUGGAGCACCCGCAAGUGCAAGCCCAGCUAGUGCAACAGCAGCAACAGGUGGAAGGGCAGCUGUUGCUGCCGCAGCAAGUGCAAGGUCAACUGUUGCAGCAGCAAGUGCAGGAACAGCUAGUGCAGCAGCCACAACAAGUGCAGGUGCAGCUAGUGCAGCAGCAAGUGCAAGGCCAACUGUUGCUGCAGCAGCAAGUGCCGGGGCAUCUAGUGCAACCGCAGCAAGUGCAAGCACAGCUGUUGCUGCAGCAGCAAGUGCAAGGCCAGCUGGUGCAACCGCAGCAAGUGCAAGCACAACUGUUGCAGCAGCAUCAAGUGCAAGGCCAGCUGUUGCUGCUGCAGCAAGUUCAAGGACAACAGACAUUGCAGCAGCAGGUGCCAGGGCAACUGUUGCAACAGCAGCAGCAAGUGCCAGGACAACUGUUGCAAGAACAGAUACAGCAGCAGCAGCAACCACUCCAGCAGCAGCAGCCACUACAGGAGCAGCUGCAGCUGCAGCAGUUGCAGCAACAUGCACAAGAACAACAACUGUUGCAACAGGGGCAGCCACAGCAGCAGGAACAGUUACAACAACAACAGCCUCUUCAGCAGCAGCAACUGUUGCAGCAGCAGGGACAUCUGGAGCAGCAGCAGCUGCAGCUGCAACAACAGCAGCUACUCCUGCUGCAGCAGCAGGAACAGUUACAGCAGCAGCUGUUGCAGCAGCAGCAGCAGGCCCAGAUCCAACAGCAGCUCUUGCUGCAGCAGCAGGAACAGUUACAGCAGCAGCCUCCACCCCUGGAGCCGGAGGAGGAGGAAGAGGUGGAGUUGGAGCUCAUGCCAGUGGACAUGGAGACGGAGCAGGAGCUGGAGCAGCAGCGGCAGGAGCUGGAGAGGCAGCAGGAGCAGCGGCAGCUGCAGCUCAAACUGCAGGAGCAGCUGCAUCAGCUGGAGCAGCAGCUGGAGCAGCAGCAGCAGCUGGAGCAGCAGCAGCAGCUGGAGCAGCAGCAGCAGCUGGAGCAGCAGGAGGUGCAGCUGGAGCUGACCCCCGUGCAGCCCGAGCUGCAGCUGGAGCUGGUGCCUGCACCCGCGGGCAGCGGGGAGGCGGUCCCUGGGGCUCCCGCGGCCGUCGUGGUGGCCCCGCCGGGCUACGUGGUGUUGCAAGAACUCAUGGUUGUGCCGGCCGUGGCCACGUCCACCGUGGUGGCCAUCCCGGGCCCGGCGGGCAGCGCGGCGCUGACACCGGCCCGGCAGCGGAGGCGGCGACGCGCCAGGGACCGGCCGACCAUCUGCGGGGAGUGCGGCAAGGGCUUCAGCCGCAGCACCGACCUGGUGCGGCACCAGGCCACGCACACGGGCGAGCGGCCGCACCGCUGCGGUGAGUGCGGCAAGGGCUUCUCGCAGCACUCCAACCUGGUGACGCACCAGCGCAUCCACACGGGCGAGAAGCCCUACGCCUGCUCCUACUGCUCCAAGCGCUUCAGCGAGAGCUCGGCGCUCGUGCAGCACCAGCGCACGCACACCGGCGAGCGGCCCUACGCCUGCGGGGACUGCGGCAAGCGCUUCAGCGUCUCCUCCAACCUGCUGCGCCACCGGCGCACGCACUCGGGAGAGCGGCCGUACGUGUGCGAGGACUGCGGGGAGCGCUUCCGCCACAAGGUGCAGAUCCGCCGCCACGAGCGCCAGCUGCACGGGGCCGGCCGCUCGCGGGGCCUCGGCCUGCUGCGCUCCGCGCGGCCUGCGCAAGCCUCCGGGACAGCCGCCGCGGACAAGGCCUGAUGCACGGUGCACGCGUGGGCCUAGGGACCGGAAGACAGACAGCCUGGCCGCGGUGGGGCCUGACGCUUUGACCCAAGCUCGUGGUCUUGGCCCCACUUUGCAGUCUCGGGGACAUCCUGAAAUAUCCUUAGGAGCAGAAGGCUUUUACAUCUCUUCCUACACUACCCCCCACCCUAAAAACCAAAUUCACACAUCCACCCUGGCAAAAAGCCACCCACAAGAGAGCAGUUCCACGCGAAGAAAUGUAUGGAUGAGAGGGGCCAUUCGACUUUUUCUUUUCUUUCUUUCGGCCCCUGGGAAAACUGGACUCAGCAUUUACUUGUAACCAACAGCUAGUGCUGUUUGAUGUGGAGCCAACACUUCGGGAGUAAAACGCACAGGGUGAGACACAGUGGGGAAAGAAUGGAUCUUGCUGGAUAUUUCAAGAACGGGAAAAGAAAACUUUACCUGCCCUGCCCAGAGAACUCGACCAAGGCAACGGCUUGUCCUGAGUUACAUUUGCCUUGAAAAGACUUGCUAGGAUGAGCGCCCAUUAGGGCGGAAGUAGUUCUGAUGAAAAAGGCCUGUGUUCGUAGACACAGGGUCAGUGUCCACCGGGUCAAUGUGCAAAUACAUGCCAGGAAGCCCUACUCUGGGUGGAAGGUGAAAUCUUCCCUCCCUGGCAUGGAAGCAGGUUGUAGGCCUGUGUUACAAUGUUGCCAAAUCGUCUGCAACCCUUCACUGCCUCCAGGAAUGACAGCCGGCGGCUGAAGCAGAGUGCAUUCUGGGAGAGCGCUCUGUAAGUUCUGGAAGUGAGAAAGAGCCUGGAAAGAAUUUCCGGGUAGGGUCCUCCCCGCCCCCUCCCCCGCC
Messenger RNA from Jaculus jaculus (lesser Egyptian jerboa), 4243 nucleotides. It is a transcript of the gene Znf853, whose product is annotated as zinc finger protein 853. Bases 401 to 3394 code for a protein of 997 amino acids. Lineage: Eukaryota; Metazoa; Chordata; Mammalia; Rodentia; Dipodidae. The transcript has 3 exons. The record is from RefSeq and is a predicted model, not a curated record.